Molecule: messenger RNA, 546 nt
Organism: Galeopterus variegatus (Sunda flying lemur)
Lineage: Eukaryota; Metazoa; Chordata; Mammalia; Dermoptera; Cynocephalidae
Exons: 3
Coding region: 1-546 (181 amino acids)
Source: RefSeq, a predicted model, not a curated record
AUGGGGAAACUGUCCAAGAGGAAGCUGGUGACUCUUGACCAUGGAGUUUCCUGGCCCUAUGACAAUGGGCCUCUGCCACACCUACAACAGGUGCAGAACAGGGGAAUUCAGGAACCAUUCAGGCUCUCAGCUGUGAUCGAGUGGACUCUCCAGGAAGCUUCCAACGAGACCCAGGCCAGGCCUCUCCUGGGGCACCUGCUGAGUGACCACACGGAGGGGAGGAACGGCACCAACCCCACGAGGGCCCUGAAGCUGCCAGACGGCACGAGCGCCGCCUGGUACAUCCUCACCAUCUUAGGCAUCUACGGGGUGAUUUUCCUCUUCCGGCUGGCCAGCAACAUUCUCAGAAAGAAUGAUAAGUCCUUGGAAGACAUGUAUUACUCAAAUCUGACCUUCGAACUCAAAAAGAAAGGGCUCCAGAGCAAGGCAGCCAAAUGCUCCACACUGACCAUUAGCAACAGAGCUGUCCUGCAGCCCAACCAGGCCAGCCCGGGGCCAAAGUGUGGGCACAGCGGGCCCCACGCCGGAACCCAAGGGAUUCCUUGA